Messenger RNA from Marchantia polymorpha subsp. ruderalis, 3969 nucleotides. NCBI's taxonomy places the organism in Eukaryota, Viridiplantae, Streptophyta, Marchantiopsida, Marchantiales, Marchantiaceae. The record is from the annotation of a GenBank genome assembly.
UUUCGUGCUGAUGAAGCGCAAAUGAUCUGUGAGGAAGGAAAAAUUUCGAGGAAUUUGCGAGGAAGGAGUGAAAGACGCAGAAAUUGGUCUGGAGCAGAUUCCUUUCGCUGCAGCAGUAGCAGUGCUCGCAGUAGCAGCAGCAGCAGCAGCAGGCAGGCAAGGCAGGCAGCAGCAUCAACAACAGCAUAGGAAUAGCAAAGGGCAGCGUCACGCAUCAUCCUUGGGGCCUCCUCCUCCUUGUAGAAAAGAGCGCUCGCGCCAUCAGAAUUCCUGAGAGGAGACAGAUAGAAGAGGUGUGACUUUGUUGUGCAGCAGAGAGGGUGUAGAGCAGAGUAAGCAAAGCAAGGAACAACAAAAGCAACAGCAGUGGUGGUGAAAACAACAGGCGGAUUGGUUGAUUGAUUGAUUGAUUGUUCUGAUAGAUUGAUUAAGCGAGAGCGAGGGUGGGAGACAGACAGAGACAGAGAGGGAGCGAGGGAGAGACAGAAAUAAAAAGAAAGAAGCAAGGUUUGCGAGAGGGUUGGAGUCGAAGAAGGGUGGGAAAGGCAGCAACUGGGAGCACGUACCCGAACGACAGCAAGCAGCUAAGGCGUACAGAGUGAUAGAUGGGGCUGCUGUGAGGUGGAAAGAAAAGCGAUUCAUAUAUUUGACCAACUUGGAGAAACAGCGAAAGGGUGAAAGUCGUAGUUGUAGGAAUUCUUCAACCAUGCGUGGAAGAUCUCGAGGAAGAACGAGCUGGAGUUUUCAAAGGCACCAAGAGCUUGAAGGUCAUUGCAGCAACGAUUGUCCCUGUCGAGCCUGUUGAGGUACAGAAGAAGAGAGUCUGCGGAGCUCAGCACUAAGCACUCAGCACGUCCUCGCCCGCCCGCCCUACCUAUCAACGCCAUCGAUUGCGCGAAACAAACAUAACCUCACAGCGCGUCCAUUCAAUGGUGGCAUCGUCCGAAUCAGAGACAUGAAAUUUCAGUGGUUGUUCCGUCGGAAAAGUGGUGAGCGCAAAUUGGAAUUGAAGGGCGGCCAGGGAAAGAUGGGUGCCAAUUUGUCCUAUCGCAAGCGCCUGAUGGACCCGAGUCCGCUGCGAGCCCUGCAGAACCAGCAGCGGGUGACCCCGCUGGCUUCCGAGGACGGCGAGGGCAGCAGCCGCGGGCGCAGCACUCGCGGCGAAGGCAGCAGCCGCGGGGGCAGCCGCGGGGGCGGCGAGGGCAGCAGCCGAGCGUCGGUGGACAGUAUUGUGCGCGUUGGGUCCGACACGAGCGACGAGACGACGUCCGAGGACGGUGGCGAGGAUCUGAGUGUGAGCUUUGGAUACCACUGUCGGGACGAUACUGCUUUGAUGGAGGAGGAGGAGGAAGAUGUUGCGCCUCUGGCGACGAUGAUGACGACGACGACGACGACUGCCCCUGCGACGACGACGACCGCAGCUGGGGAUCACUUGAGUGUCGGCGUGCCUGCGGCCGCAGCAGCAUCCAUCUUCUCCCCGGAACACUUGCUCAUGUCUCCCCCAUGCGCCACAAAACCGUUUUCGAAAAAAAGUAGAUCGUUUUCUUGCUUGACCGGAGCUGCACUGAGCGCCAAUGCCACUUUGGCCAACACCACCAUUUGCAAUGGUCUGAUCGGGGAAGAAAUUCUGCCGGGCCUCGAUUCUCCUCGCACGUUUCGGAAGUUGAAUUCUUCAGCGUCGACUACAAUGUUGGAACUUUCGAGGGGGUCCUCUAACGCCACCCAUCAAUCUGCUUCUUUCCCUCCUGCCUUCCCUGCCGAGUAUGGAAGCGAUCACUGUCAGGAAAUGGACAACCCUUCUUUCUUGGAAGCAGGCGAUGUUCAAAUGGCCGGCGGAGCUGCUGGUGAGGACCGUGUGCAAGCCGUGUGUUCGGAAGAGAACGGCUGGCUCUACUGCGGUAUCUACGACGGUUUCAACGGACGAGACGCAGCCGACUAUCUGGCGGGAACGUUUUAUGAAAAUGUCGGAUUGCACAUGAAAUUGGUGGAAUGGCAUGUCCAGAGGGAGUCGGUGCGGGAGCUCAGAAGUCCUUACAUCUUGGAAACUCCUCAUCUGGAAGGCGGAAUUCGGGACCCGAUAAUUACAGACGAUUGUAUGGAUUUGCAGCUCGCCGGUGAACCCGAUUUUACCAUGUAUGACGAAAACGAAGUCCAGCAGCAGGCUAUGAUGCGAGGAUUGAUGCGAGCUUUUAACCAGACUGAAGGAGAUUUCUUGUCUAUGGUGGAACAGGAGAUGGACGAGCGUCCGGAGCUUGCCAUGGUAGGCUCAUGCGUUUUGUCUGUACUUAUCCACGGCAAGAAUCUGUACACUCUGAACCUGGGUGACAGUCGUGCUGUGUUGGCAACCUACUCACCCCAAAAGUUUAACAAAGGGAGGUGCGAUGGCGACCUCUAUGCUGUCCAGCUAACGGAGUCUCACGUGGUUGAUAACGUUGACGAGAAGCAGAGAAUUUUAGCAGAGCACCCUGAUGAUCACACGGCCAUCUCAGGUGGACGACUCAAAGGGAAACUCAAGGUCACUCGCGCUUUUGGGGCAGGGUAUCUGAAGAAGGCCAAGCUGAAUGAUGGUUUGAUGGGUAUCCUGAGAGUUAAAGAUCUGUACACACCUCCCUAUCUUGGUACAGUCCCCUGCGUGAGUGCACAUGCGGUAACUUGUGAUGAUGUUUUCGUGGUUCUGGGGAGCGAUGGUCUUUUCGACUUUUUCACCAAUGAGGAGGUGGUGAAUCUUGUGCAUCACUACAUUUUGGACUAUCCACACGGAGAUCCUGCUAAGUACAUGCUGGAGCAGCUUUUAAAUCGCGCAGCUCUAAACGCAGACAUAACAGUGGAGCAACUGAAGACCAUUCCCAUCGGUAGGAGGAGGAAAUACCACGAUGAUGUCACCGUUAUUAUAAUAGUGUUGGGAACCGAAUUUCGUACUUCUUCGGCGUCGACUGAGUCUUAGUUGAGGUGGAAUGAAGCUCUCGCCCAUCCAGAGAGGGACCUCGUUUUUAAGCAGGAAACAGAAUCUCUACACUUCUCUCAACUGAUCAAGAGUAAACUUUGGUCGUCAACUGGAGCAAAUUUUUGGAAGUCAGCAUGCUAAAGCACGUGGGUAGUGCAACCGUGCGUACAGCUCCUCUCUGACACACGGCACCCAAAGCACAUCCAUGGCGUUCGGAACUGAGCUUGUAACAAAGUGAGAGUUCUUUUUCUGUGAUAACCGGUGCGUGAAGUAUGUGGCGCAUUGCUGCAUAUAGUAUAUAUUUUCGAUCCAAAAUCUUUUUGGUUCCUCUCAAAGUAACAGACCGACCUGGGGUUUUCAAACAUCACUCAUCUCAGGCACAUCACCAGGUGCGGCAGUUGCAUACUUGGUCCAAACAUCGUCAACUGGACAUCAAUUAGAUCGGGUCUGUGGCAAUCGAAGGUGGGCGUUGACAUAUCUAAGUCACCCUUCAGGCUCAUGGGAUGCCAAUCUGCGAAGUGUACAUGAAAGGAUUCGAAGUACAUGAAGGAUAUUUCUAUUAUCUUUGCAAGCUCAAUAAUGCCAUGUGCCGAUGUGGGAAAUUGAAUUCUGUUUGCUCAGACGCUCUUUUUUGAGGGCUUAUUUGUUCGAUAGAGUAGGGAUAUUUAAGACGUUCAUCGAUCUGCUGGGCAGUCGAAUGCUGUCAGUCAGGUGGAAUAUUUUCAGGGUUUCCUUGUUUGACAGAGUAGGAUAAUCAAGAUGCGCCUAUUCGGGCUCUUGUUGCAAUCUUAGAUGUGUUUCUUCGUCAUGUACAUGAAAUUUAUCCCUUGAGAUACAUAGAAGAUAAAGCGGAACUGACCAAAUCAGAAGUUGCCGAGUUGGAGAAGUUGCUGUUGCUAUUAUAGUCACCUUGGUGAUAAUGCUUGUUCAAGCAUAUCACACCCAGUUUUGCAACUUUGCAAUUAUAUGAACUUACACGUUGGAAAGCGGUACAGCUCUAAAGAUUUAAACUUAAAAGCCCAUGA